GGAGCACAGUUUCUGGUGUGCGUCACUUCUGCUGCGUGUUCCGCAGCCUCUGGUGCACUUUGUACUGGAGUUUGGUGUUUAUCUGAAAGAAUCCGCUGCUGUUCUGGUCCAGAAGGCCAAAUAGCGCCAGCGUCAUGUUGCGCCUGCCGACUGUGGGCCGAGCUCUCGCUGGAGCCGCCAAGAACAGCCGGGGCCCGAGCAGCUCUGCGCCCGUGCGUUCGGCGAGCUCUCUGGUCGAGGUGUUUGUGGACGGGAAACCGGUCGAGGUGGAGCCUGGGACCACAGUGCUACAGGCAUGUGAGAAAGCGGGAAUCCAGAUCCCCCGGUUCUGUUACCACGAGCGCCUGUCUGUGGCCGGAAACUGCCGCAUGUGUUUGGUGGAGAUCGAGAAGGCGCCAAAGCCGGUGGCCGCAUGUGCGAUGCCAGUGAUGAAAGGAUGGAACAUUCUCACAAAUUCAGAAAAAACACGCAAAGCCAGAGAGGGAGUGAUGGAGUUUCUCUUGGCCAACCAUCCUCUGGACUGUCCCAUCUGUGACCAGGGAGGAGAGUGUGACCUGCAGGACCAGUCGAUGCAGUUUGGCUCAGACCGAAGUCGAUUCACUGAAGGAAAAAGAGCUGUGGAGGACAAGAACAUCGGGCCACUCAUCAAAACCAUUAUGACACGAUGCAUCCAGUGCACCCGUUGUGUCCGUUUUGCCAGUGAGAUCGCUGGCGUGGAGGAUCUGGGCACCACCGGCCGCGGGAAUAACCUUCAGAUUGGCACAUACGUGGAGAAGAUGUUUAUGUCUGAGUUAUCUGGCAACGUCAUCGAUGUGUGUCCUGUGGGCGCGCUCACCUCCAAACCCUAUGCCUUUACCGCCCGGCCCUGGGAGACGAGGAAAACUGAGUCAAUCGAUGUUCUGGACGCUGUGGGCUCAAACAUCAUCGUGAGCACAAGAGGAGGAGAGGUCAUGAGAGUCCUACCACGGCUCAAUGAAGACAUCAACGAGGAGUGGAUCUCAGACAAAACCAGGUUUGCGUAUGAUGGUCUGAAGAGGCAGCGUUUGACUCAGCCUCUGGUGAAGGACGAGUCUGGACAGCUGAGCCCAACCACGUGGGAGGAUGCUCUGACCAGAGUGGCAGGAGCUCUCCAGAGCGUUAAGGGCAGUGAGGUCGCUGCCAUCGCCGGAGGAAUGGCCGAUGCUGAAGCUUUGGUUUCCCUCAAAGAUCUGCUCAACCGUCUGGACUCAGAAAACCUGUGCACGGAGGAGGUGUUUCCCACAGCAGGAGCAGGCACUGACUUGCGUUCAAACUACCUUCUGAACAGCACCAUCGCUGGAAUAGAGGAGAGUGACCUCCUUCUGCUCGUGGGGACCAACCCGAGAUACGAAGCCCCACUUUUCAACGCAAGGAUUAGAAAGAGCUGGCUUCAUAAUGAGCUGCAGGUGGCGCUGGUGGGACACAGUGUGGACCUGAGUUAUUCGUAUGAUCAUUUGGGGGAGGAGCCGGUGGUGCUGAGGGAUCUUGCCAACGGCACACACCCGUUCUGUCAGGUCCUCUCCUCCUCCAAACGGCCCAUGGUGGUCGUAGGCAGUUCAGCUCUGCAGAGGGAGGAUGGGGCGGCCAUUUUGAGCGCAGUGUCCACCAUUGCACAGAACGCCCGGGCCAGCAGCGGCGUGGAGGACGGCUGGAAGGUGCUCAAUGUACUGCACAGAGUUGCGAGUCAGGUGGCUGCUCUGGAUCUGGGGUAUAGACCCGGUGUAGACCCGAUCCGUAGGAACCCUCCCCAGGUCCUGUUCCUUUUGGGAGCAGAUGGAGGCUGUGUGACCCGAGCCGACCUGCCCAAGAACUGUCUCGUCAUAUACCAGGGUCACCAUGGCGACGUAGGAGCCCCGAUGGCCGACAUCAUUCUCCCCGGCGCAGCGUACACCGAGAAGAAUGCCACCUAUGUCAACACAGAAGGGCGAAGCCAGCACACAAAGAUGGCCGUCACUCCUCCGGGGAUGGCACGCGAAGACUGGAGGAUCAUCAGAGCCGUGUCUGAGCUGGCCGGUGUACCACUGCCCUAUGACACUCUGGAGGAAGUGCGGAGCAGACUGUCGGAAGUGUCCCCAAACCUGGUCCGAUACGAUGACGUAGAAGAGGCCAACUACUUCAGACAGGCUAACGAGCUCUCACAGACGGUGAACCAGGACUUGAUUUCAGCUCCUCUGAUCCCUCCUCAGGUUUCUGUAAAAGACUUCUACAUGACAGACUCGAUCUCUCGUGCGUCGCAGACUAUGGCCAAAUGUGUCAAAGCGGUGACAGAAGGAGCAGCAGCAGUGGAAGAACCCUCUGUUUGUUAGAGACCGGUUUAAAAUACACACUUCAUGUACUUUUACUGCACAGAUAGUCACAGUACUACAAUACCAGAGUACUCCGUUCCUUCAGUGCUUGAGGCUGACGCUCCUCCAUGAUCAUUGUUGUUCCUGGUGUGUCUAAUUUAAAAUGUUGCAUUUAUUUACAGCUGGGAGCUGCUUUGUUGAAUAAAGCUUAGAUAAUUGUAAGUAUGAAUAAAAUGUUAUGUC
Molecule: messenger RNA, 2546 nt
Organism: Periophthalmus magnuspinnatus
Lineage: Eukaryota; Metazoa; Chordata; Actinopteri; Gobiiformes; Gobiidae
Gene: ndufs1
Product: NADH:ubiquinone oxidoreductase core subunit S1
Exons: 19
Coding region: 135-2324 (729 amino acids)
Biological process (GO): ATP synthesis coupled electron transport
Cellular component (GO): membrane
Molecular function (GO): NADH dehydrogenase (ubiquinone) activity; iron-sulfur cluster binding
Source: RefSeq, a predicted model, not a curated record